Rotaria socialis is the source of this 588-nucleotide messenger RNA. Lineage: Eukaryota; Metazoa; Rotifera; Eurotatoria; Philodinida; Philodinidae. The record is from the annotation of a GenBank genome assembly.
AUGAAAUGUUAUCUUCUUUCAGGAUGGAUAACCACUGGUUCUCUGAAUCAUGAAAGGUUUGUACAUGCAGCAUCAACCUUAACAAAUGGAAGUGUAUUAGUGACAGGUGGGCGCGACCAGUCGGGAUUAUUUGUAUCUGAUGCUGAGUUUUAUGACUUAUCAACACAAGUCUGGACAUUAACAGGUAGGAUCAAUGUCGGACGAGCGUCACACACAUCAACGUUAUUGGCGAAUGGAAAAGUAUUAAUUGCUGGAGGAUUUGACUUUAGCGGCGCUUUGAACAGUGCAGAGUUGUAUGAUCCAUCAUCAGGAACCUGGACAUUUACUAACAGUUUGAAUGUUGGACGAUUGGGUCACACAGCAUCGAUACUAGCAAAUGGGAAAGUGCUAGUUUCCGGCGGAUAUAACGGUAGUAGUGCUAUCACUAAUGCAGAAGUCUAUGAUCCAUCAAUGGGAAGUUGGACAACCACUGGCAGUUUGUAUGUGAGACGAUGGGGUCACACAUCAUCACUAUUGACGAACGGAAAAGUGUUAGUUGCAGCUGGAUACGAUAAUGUAGCAGGUAUAAACGAUGCGGAACUAUAUUAA